Messenger RNA from Mandrillus leucophaeus (drill), 1025 nucleotides. Its product is annotated as olfactory receptor 12D2. The coding region runs from base 62 to 982 and encodes 306 amino acids. NCBI's taxonomy places the organism in Eukaryota, Metazoa, Chordata, Mammalia, Primates, Cercopithecidae. Gene Ontology annotation, cellular component: membrane. The transcript has a single exon. Gene Ontology annotation, biological process: G protein-coupled receptor signaling pathway. The record is from RefSeq and is a predicted model, not a curated record. Gene Ontology annotation, molecular function: olfactory receptor activity; G protein-coupled receptor activity.
AGGAUUCUGAUUCAAUUAGUGUUCCAUACAUUAUUUUGUGGUUUUUUUUUUUUUUGAAGUAAUGCUGAAUACAACCUUAGUCACCAAAUUUCUCCUCUUGGGAGUGACAGACAUACAAGAACUGCAGCCUUUUCUCUUCGUGGUUUUCCUCACCAUCUACUUCAUCAGUGUGGCUGGGAAUGGAGCCAUUCUAAUGAUUGUCAUCUCUGAUCCUAGACUCCAUUCCCCUAUGUAUUUCUUCCUGGGAAACCUGUCCUGCCUGGAUAUCUGCUACUCUACGGUGACACUGCCAAAGAUGCUGCAGAACUUCCUCUCUACACACAAAGCAAUUUCUUUCUUGGGAUGCAUAAGCCAGCUCCAUUUCUUCCACUUCCUGGGCAGCACAGAGGCCAUGCUGUUGGCCAUGAUGGCAUUUGACCGCUUUGUGGCUAUCUGCAAGCCACUUCGCUACACUGUCAUCAUGAACUCUCAGCUCUGUACCCAGAUGGCCAUCACAAUCUGGACCAUUGGUUUCUUCCAUGCCCUGCUGCACUCCGUAAUGACUUCUCGCUUGAACUUCUGUGGUUCCAACUGUAUCCAUCACUUCUUCUGUGAUGUGAAGCCGUUGCUAAAGCUGGCCUGUGGGAACACUGAGCUCAAUCAGUGGCUGCUCAGUACCGUCACAGGGACAAUCGCAAUGGGCUCUUUCUUUCUCACAUUUCUCUCUUAUUUCUACAUUAUCACCCAUCUCUUCUUCAAGACUCAUUCUUUUAGCAUGCUCCACAAACCACUGUCCACUUGUGCCUCCCACUUCAUGGUAGUUAUUCUUUUGUAUGCACCUGUUCUCUUCACCUAUAUUCAUCCUGCCUCAGGGACCUCCAUGGACCAGGACCGGAUCAUUGCCAUCAUGUACACUGUGGUCACUCCAGUACUAAACCCACUGAUCUACACUUUGAGGAACAAGGAAGUGAAGGGGGCCUUUAAUAGAGCAAUCAAAAGGUAGCUUUGACCUAAAGAAAUCUUGAAGAACUCUUCUGAAGCAUAAA